AUGUCGUUACAAACAUUUGAACAGGCACUUGGUAAAAUCAUCGAUGGGAAAUAUGAUGAUGCAUAUUUGCUUCUCACGCAACUCAUUGUAGAAUGUGAUGCCGACGAUUAUUUGACCAAGUCGAAAUAUUUAUGUUAUAGGGCAGAGUGUUUGUUAAAAUUAAAAAUUUAUGAUGAUGCACUUGCUGAUUGUGUUCAGGCUUUGGUGUUGGAUGAAAAUAAUUUGUCGGCACAUUUACGAAAAGGUAUAUCAUUGUACAACUUAAACCGACUAGAUGAAGCUCUUCAUUGUUUUUCAUUUGGUCUUAGUAAAGAUGGUACAGAUGAACAAUUACGUGAAUGGUAUCAUAAAUGUGAAAAUGAAUUAAUUGCUCCACAAUCUUCACAACAAUCUAUUCCAUCGAUUAAUCAAAAUAAUGUCGUACGACAGGCUCAAGGACAAACCGUCGAUGGAUCAUCAACAACACCAUCGACAACACCAACGGCAACACCAUCGACAACACGAACACCAUUAGGUCAUGUUGGUAAGUUUGAUGAAAUACUUUUCUGGUUUUGUUAG
Molecule: messenger RNA, 558 nt
Organism: Rotaria sp. Silwood1
Lineage: Eukaryota; Metazoa; Rotifera; Eurotatoria; Philodinida; Philodinidae
Source: the annotation of a GenBank genome assembly